This is a messenger RNA of Lolium rigidum, 3708 nucleotides long. Its product is annotated as proteoglycan 4-like. The record is from RefSeq and is a predicted model, not a curated record. NCBI's taxonomy places the organism in Eukaryota, Viridiplantae, Streptophyta, Magnoliopsida, Poales, Poaceae. Bases 213 to 3428 code for a protein of 1071 amino acids. The transcript has 11 exons.
AAAAAAAAAGGAAUUCGCAGAACAAAAAUUCUCCGUUGGUUCCGAAUUUUCGAUCCAGUCCGCGCGCCGCCGGAUCGGAUGCGGGAAGCGGAGGCCGCCGCCGCCGUCUCCGGUCUUUGAAGUGGACGAGGAGCUGACCCCAUCUCGAGAAAUCCUAGUGUAGGAGUUGGUGCCUAUUUGAGUGUUUUGUCGCCUCCGUGGUUGUAGGCAAAAUGGAUGGGGGAGUUGCUAGCAACGUGGCGCUUGAUUCUGCUCUUUUCCAUGUGAACUUAACCAAAAACAGGUAUGAGGCUAUUGCUUGUAGCGAAGAGAGUGCUGAAUCGGUAGCAUCUGGUCCUUUUGAUCAACUAGUCCUGCACUUGGAAGAUGCCAAAAACUUCCAAUCUCGUUCAUCAAGUGGCUCAUUUAAGCUGUUAUUGGCUGGAGAUGCAAGACGCUCUACCUGGUUCACAAAAUCCACCUUAGAGAGAUUCCUUCAUAUCAUAAAUUCGCCCGAUGCACCAAAAACAGCGAAUGGAAUUUUACAGGAGAUGUCUCAGCUGGAGGAAACUAGAAAAUUUCAUGAUUCUCUUUACUCCAAGGAGCAACAAAGUCUUAUGGGUGGUGCUCUUACAGGAGGUCUCUUCAGUACCAUUGGCAUACCACAACAGGGAAAUGUUGGCCCAAACUCCUCCGUGGCUACAAAGAAUGAAUUACUUCGAGCACUGGAUUUGAGGCUGUCAGCAUUGAAAGAAGAGAUCCUGGUCUUAUUGAGUCGAGCAGUUGGCUCUAAUUUGUCAAAUAAAGAAAUAUCAAAUUUGUCUACUUUUGUUCAGCAUUUCGGGACAUCAGAGUUUAGUUGGUUGAUGCGUUGCCUACUGUUGAUCCGGGAUUGCCAGCCCUCUGUGCUCGCUCAACAGAAAGAUUCCACUACUGAGCGACAUGAUGAUGCACUUGAGAUUCGCGAUAUCAGCUCCCAGACCAAUAUCCAGAGACCUAUUACCAAUAAUGUCUCUCCAGCAAAGCUUGCACAAGUUGAACGUAAAAUGUCAAUGGAAAGCGAUGAUUCCUCCGAGUCCAGUGAUGAAGAGGAGCCUGUUGUUGAAAGAAGCCGGCCUCUUAUGAGAUCUGCCUCCCCUAGGCGGUCUGCUUCUCCAAUGAGAAGGGUUCAAAUUGGGAGAUCAGGAUCUCGUCGGUCAACACCAAUUGCCAUCAAGAGCCUCAGCUACUUCCCUCCUAGCCAGAGAGUUGCUUUGGACAAAGAUGACGAAAGCAGCUGCAAUGGUGAAACGGACCAGCCGCCAAGGAGAUCUGACAACAACAUAAGAAGGAUGAGCGUGCAAGAUGCAAUUAGUCUUUUUGAGAACAAGCAAAAGGGUCCGAAUCCGGAUUCUGAAAGUAAGAAAGCUGGCUUGGUUGCUACCAAAUCAGUACUACGAAGGUGGAGUUCAGGAAUGGGUGACUCUUUGAAUAGUAGUAUGUCAGAAGAAAAAACCUCAGAUUCUACAUCUCAAACUAAAUCCAACAGUAUGGCUCCUAACGAAGAGAAGAAUGAAGCAGAAUUACAGGUCGAGACAGAUGCAGCGCCAAGCAGUGUUGUCGCACCCGAGGUAGGAAGUUACCAUGGCGAUGGUCAUGGCAUUGCAGGGUCAGAAAUGGAAAAUGUGGUGUCACACCAUACAAAUAUUUCUUCUGAGCAAACACAUUCUGGGCAGGAGUCAAACAGUGACAGGGCAAUGGCCUCUGCUGAGUGGAACCGCCAGAAGGAAGCCGAACUUAACCAAAUGUUAAUGAAAAUGAUGGAGGUCAUGCCUGGAAAAUUUGCAGGAGCCAAUGUCACUGCUGCUGGGCUCAUUUCUGCAAAUGAGAAGAAAGGUGGACAGCAAAGAGAGAAGCGAGACACAAAAGUUCGCACCGAGAAAGGUGGAAAGCGACUAGCAAAGGAAGCGAACACCAAGCUCUUAAAGGAAUCAGUUGGCCAGAACACCAAGCCCCUCAAGGAACAGAACAAAGCAGCAGUUACCCCGAAAGUCAGCACCAUAACAGAGAAACGUAAUUCACCUGUUCCUCAAAGGCCCCGGAGAAAUUCGUCACCUCCAGUCUUGCCAAAGGAAGUGGCAUCAAAGACACCAGCCAAAAGGAGUUCCCCAAAACCAUCACCUGCACCAGCUACCCGUAGUUCAUGGUCUGGGUCUCUUACUAAAGCAACUACUAGUACUGCACAGAAAACUAAGAACUCUCCUGGAGUGGCUUCAACAUUGACACCAACUAGCCGGAGAAGGGCCGUGACAACACCACCAUCAUCUCAGCCGGUGUCAAAGGUGGAAAAAACCCUUCAUCCAGUGAAGAACAAGAAAGAACCCGUGACUGCUGCAAAGCCAGCCAUUAAGGUGCAAGAAGAGAAGAAGACAAGGACAUCAACAAAGCCGAGCAGAGUGCCUAAAAGUUCACCUGCUUCAGAAGAAAAAUCAAGUGCAACAACAAAGUCAAGCUUGUACAACAAGGUCCCCAAAAAAAGCAGUGUUGUACCACUAGAAUCCAAACCUGUGAAGAAAGCCACUGGGAUCAGUCAGGGUGUUGGUUCUGUUGCUGUUAAGACUAAGGUGCUGCAGCUAGGUGACUCUCCGAAGGACAUUGGAAGUGUUACCCAAGUAGAAGAUAAGGAGGAAUCUCCUGUGACAACCGAGCCAACUACCAAGGUACCCGAGGCUGUUCUUGCUCAACCAGCACAUGAUGUUGAUGAAAAUAUAGAAAUUUCCCUCGAUAAUGACUUGAAUAUUGAAAAAACAGAAAACACGGGCCCGAGUGUAACUGCGCCAGAAACGGGCUCCAGUGACAAGGUUGAGCCCUCUGUCAUUGAGGUCAAACCUCUUGACGAGGACAUGGACAUCUCAUCAGCUGCCUGGGUAGAAGUAGAACAUCAAGAAGUUACUGAUGUGGGUGAAAGUGUGACAGGCGAGGAUGUCACCUCACCAGCAAUCGAACCAUUGCCAUCAUCAAGCCCAAAAAUCCGACAUUCAUUGUCACAAAUGUUGCAAGCAGAUAGCAACGAACCAGAAAUUAUUGAGUGGGGAAAUGCUGAAAACCCACCUGCAAUAGUUUUUCAUAAAGAUUCUCCAAAGGGAUUCAAGAGACUUCUAAAAUUUGCUCGGAAAAACAAAGGAGACAACACUAAUGGCUGGGCAAGCUCAUCGGUAGUUUCUGAAGGAGAAGAUGAACAAGAAGAAUCUGGUGCUAGUGAUGGUGCGAAUUCGAGCAGGAGAACUUUUGAUGGUUCCAAGACUAAUAGCAUCUUGUCAGCUCAAUCAACCACCAGCAGCUUCAAUGCCACCAGCUCGGAUAGGCUACGAGACAGGCCUGGAGCCGCGCCAUCAACUAAAGCAUCAAGAUCAUUCUUCUCCCUCUCAAACUUCCGGAGCAGCAAGACCAAUGAGUCAAAGCUUCGAUAGCAUGCCUUGUUAUACAUUGAUAGUUGACCCCUCCCCAGUAGAUGUACAAAUGGUUUGAGGUGAUUGAUUGUUCGGACGGAGCCAGGUUGUUGUGUCUGGUUCUGUUUUCCUGCUGUUUGAUAUAGCCUCUUCCUAGUCAUCCCCAUAUCAUUACUUUCCUGAUUGUCUUUCUGUACAUCGUUCUUUUCCUGUUGUUUGAGAUGACGGGUAUGUUUCCUUGUUAUCAUGACUGAUAACUGCCUCAAGUGAAAGAUUUAACUGGAUUGAGUUUGAUGUAUGC